This is a messenger RNA of Spirodela intermedia, 798 nucleotides long. The record is from the annotation of a GenBank genome assembly. NCBI's taxonomy places the organism in Eukaryota, Viridiplantae, Streptophyta, Magnoliopsida, Alismatales, Araceae.
AUGGAUAAUGGGGAAAUUGAAAUCUCGAAUCAAGAGGCAUUCUCGAGCUUUUAUAUUGCGGAGCAGGCCCCCAGCAGCUGCUCCAUGGAGAGCUUCUUCGAUGAGAUCCUGAAGGACACCCACGCCUGCACCCACACCCACACAUGCAACCCGCCGGGGCCCGACACUUCGCAUACGCAUACCUGCUUUCAUGUCCACACCAAGAUCCUAUCCGCUCCCACCGACGGUACCGCUGAUUCUGAGGAGAAGAGCACGUCGAAGAAGCGCCCCUUCGGCAACAGGGAGGCUGUCCGCAAGUACCGAGAGAAGAAGAAGGCGUGGGCGGCUUCCUUGGAGGAUGAGGUCGCGCAACUAAGGGAGCAUAAUCGCCAGUUAAUGAAGAGGUUGCAGGGGCAGGCCGCACUCGAGGCGGAGGUGAUGAGGCUUAGGUGCCUGCUGGUGGACAUCAGGGGGAGGAUUGAAACGGAGAUUGGCUCCUUCCCUUACCAGAAACCAGGCAAGGGUGGUGGGGACCUUGCGGCAGGUUCUCUCCAUGCCAACAAUUCCGGUGGGACGCACUUUUUGAAUUCCUGCGACAUGCGCUGCAGCGAUCAGGUUUACUGUCAACAGAUGCAGGGGAAGGGUGAAUGUGAAGACGAAGAACAAAGCGCGCAGGGAUUUGGCAUAUGUGAUGUUGGUACAAUCCAGUGUGGUUCUAAUGGGAAUUGUGGACGUGGAAAUAUAUUACCCACCGAAUGUGUGUCAAGUGCCAAUAGGAAAAAGGGUAAAUUUUUUCUUGCUGUUUCUCCAUGUAACUAG